Messenger RNA from Microcebus murinus (gray mouse lemur), 2170 nucleotides. It is a transcript of the gene TENT5C, whose product is annotated as terminal nucleotidyltransferase 5C. Gene Ontology annotation, molecular function: RNA binding; poly(A) RNA polymerase activity. Gene Ontology annotation, biological process: mRNA stabilization. NCBI's taxonomy places the organism in Eukaryota, Metazoa, Chordata, Mammalia, Primates, Cheirogaleidae. The record is from RefSeq and is a predicted model, not a curated record.
UCCCGUGGGGACUGGCUCCGCCCCACCCCGCCCCGGCUCCCCGGGAGGGCAGGCUCUGGGGCGGGGGCGGGGGCGGGGACGGGGCGCGGGGGCGUGGUUCUGCCGUAUAAGAACGGAGGGGGCGGCGGCGGGGCGGCUCACUUUGGUGCCGCUGCCUGGGGGCUGUAGUGACUGAGCCGCUCCUCCGGGGGGCUGCCCACGCCAAGGACCUUCCUCGGUCGCCUCCUCUUCCACCGCCCAGUUUCCUCGGCCAGAACAUCCCCCAAGAUGGCAGAGGAGAGCAGCAGUGCCCGGGACUGCGUUUCCUUCAGCGUGCUCAACUGGGAUCAGGUUAGCCGGCUGCACGAGGUCCUGACCGAGGUCGUACCCAUCCACGGACGGGGCAACUUUCCAACCUUGGAGAUAACUCUGAAGGACAUCGUCCAGACCGUCCGCAGCCGGCUGGAGGAGGCAGGCAUCAAAGUGCAGGAUGUCCGGCUGAAUGGCUCUGCGGCUGGCCACGUUCUGGUCAAAGACAACGGCCUGGGUUGCAAAGACCUGGACCUGAUCUUUCACGUGGCUCUUCCAACAGAAGCAGAGUUCCAGCUGGUCAGAGAUGUGGUUCUGUGUUCCCUUCUGAACUUCCUGCCAGAGGGCGUGAACAAGCUCAAAAUCAGCCCGGUCACUCUGAAGGAGGCGUACGUGCAGAAGCUGGUGAAGGUCUGCACCGACACUGACCGCUGGAGCCUGAUUUCCCUCUCCAACAAGAACGGGAGGAACGUGGAGCUGAAGUUUGUCGACUCCAUCCGGCGUCAGUUUGAGUUCAGUGUGGACUCUUUCCAAAUCAUCCUGGACUCUUUGCUUUUUUUCUAUGACUGCUCCAGUAACCCCAUCUCUGAGCACUUCCACCCCACAGUGAUCGGGGAGAGCAUGUACGGGGACUUUGAGGAAGCCUUUGAUCACCUGCAGAACAGACUCAUCGCCACCAAGAACCCCGAAGAAAUCAGAGGCGGGGGACUCCUCAAGUACAGCAACCUUCUCGUGCGGGACUUCAGGCCCACGGACCAGGAAGAAAUCAAAACCCUAGAGCGAUACAUGUGCUCCAGGUUUUUCAUCGACUUCCCGGACAUCCUUGAACAGCAAAGGAAGUUGGAGACCUACCUGCAAAACCACUUUGCCGAAGAAGAGAGAAGCAAAUACGACUACCUCAUGAUCCUUCGCAGGGUAGUGAACGAGAGCACCGUGUGCCUCAUGGGACACGAACGCAGGCAGACCCUGAACCUCAUCUCCCUCCUGGCCUUGCGCGUGCUAGCAGAACAAAACAUCAUCCCCAAUGCCACCAACGUCACCUGUUACUACCAGCCAGCUCCUUAUGUCAGUGAUGGCAACUUCAACAACUACUACGUUGCCCAUCCUCCAGUCACCUACAGCCAGCCUUACCCUACCUGGCUGCCCUGUAACUAACCUUGAGACCUGAGGGUUUCCACAGUGGGAGCCCCAGUAGAGCCAGGGCUCUUAGGUAGGGGAGCCUCCUUCUAGAUGUAGGUGUUUGGCUUUUAAAGGGGAACUCAGCUCUGAUUCUGCUUUUUUUUUUUUAAUUUGUGUACCCAUUGGAAUGGGUCUACCGUAACCAUGAGCCAACCCUAAAAGGACCCAUAGUAAGUGCCACUUUGGAAAAUGCUGUAGGAAGUGUGAACUAUCCACAUCUUUCCAAGAUAGACACUAACGUGUCACAUCCCAAGCAUUCGCACGUGGGGGUUUGAGCUCUGCAAUAACAGAUUGGGAGAGCUUGGGCAGCAUUUGAGAAGUGUUAAGCUACUUUUCUUCUCACUUGAGCCAUGAGUAGGCUGUGUUGGCCCUCACUUGGGAUUCUCAGCAGUUACAUGGAAGUUGCGCUGAUAAUCUCUUGUAUCAAUUUUAGUCAGGCAGAAAAUGGUAAACAUGAGGGUGCUCUUGUGACCUAAUUUUUGUUCAAGGGACUAAAUUGCUUGUGUUUAUUCCCUGUCAGCAGAGCUGAGAAUUUCUUUCAUCAAUAAACCAAAGCCAAUAGCUGGAGAAUUGAGAUCUGGUUGGAAGUGGUUUAUGGUUUAGAUGCUGUGUUAUCUUGAGGAAUUGUGAGAUAUUGCUGAGAAAAAAAAAAUAACCUUUUCUUGAGAUGUAACUUGAAAACAAAAUAAAAUGUGGAACAUAA